Molecule: messenger RNA, 7076 nt
Organism: Gadus morhua (Atlantic cod)
Lineage: Eukaryota; Metazoa; Chordata; Actinopteri; Gadiformes; Gadidae
Product: fibrillin-1
Exons: 16
Coding region: 153-6926 (2257 amino acids)
Biological process (GO): cell-matrix adhesion
Molecular function (GO): heparin binding; calcium ion binding
Source: RefSeq, a predicted model, not a curated record
ACAGAGCAGAGAGAGUAAAGAGAGUCAGGCACCCAAGGGGGAGAGUAGCGAGAGGGGAACAGCGAGAAUCACUUAACAGAGGAUUGGUUGCGUUACGGCCUCCCAUCUAGCCCCAAUGAGAGCCUCCUAGUGAACCAAGAGACAGGGGAAAUAUGCGGUUUCCACUGCUGUGGUUGAUUUGUCUGUUUGUAAGGCUGAAAUACUGCUACACAGCUGACCCAAUAGACUGUGAGACGGCGGGCUGGAAGUGCCACCCCCGUGCCGAGUGUCUGCAAGUCAAUGCCAACGUCACCUGUGUGUGCCGUAAUGGCUACCAAGGAAACGGGCAAGAAUGUGAAGAUAUCGAUGAGUGUCUCAGUGGCCUAAGCGACUGCCACCCCAACGCACUCUGUAAUAACACCCUUGGCAGCUACAGCUGUGCGUGCCGGCCUGGGUACAUUGGGAAUGGCUUCCUCUGUCAGGAUAUCAACGAGUGCCAAAGGGAGAAUGGAAGGUGCCAUUCCAACGCCACGUGCAUCAACUACGAGGGUGGGAGUGGUUGCCAAUGCAAAACGGGCUUCAGUGGCAAUGGCUUUCAGUGCACCGAUAACGACGAGUGCUCUUACCAGCGGAUUUGCCACUGGAACGCAACCUGCACAAACAACCCGGGUUCUUACGUGUGCACUUGUAAUGCUGGUUAUAAAGGCAACGGGAACUACCUAUGUCUGGACAUUGAUGAGUGUUCACAGACACCUGUUGUGUGCUCAUCCUCGUUAGGUUACAGAGGCUGCAAGAACUUGCCCGGCACCUACCAAUGUACAUGUAGCACUGGUUACCAGAACAACGGGAACUACUGCCAGGACAUUGACGAGUGUGCCGCUAAAAGGUGCAGCCAGUACGCGGAUUGCAGGAACACCUUAGGAUCGUACAGGUGCACAUGUACACCCGGCUUUGAGGGCAAUGGACUAUCAUGCGUGGACGUCAAUGAGUGCAAUGGCAUCCACAACUGUCACUCCAGCGCAGUCUGUAUCAACGUCGUUGGCAGGUACGAAUGCUCUUGCUUGCCAGGUUUCCUUGGAGAUGGCCAGAAUUGCCAGGAUGUUGACGAGUGCAUAACGGUCGGGAUCUGUCCCGCCGGUGCCGUGUGUGUCAACAACCCAGGUUCAUACGACUGCAACUGCGGUCGCGGCUACCUCUACAACAACUCAAUGUGUCAAGACGAGGACGAGUGUGCAUCAGGACUCUGCAGUCCCUAUGCCAGCUGCACCAAUUUCCCGGCCUCCUUCAACUGCCAGUGUAAGCCCGGGUUCAACGGCGACGGCCUCAGCUGCGUUGAUGAGGACGAGUGCUCGAUGGCCCGGCAGUGCCACGCCAAUGCCGUUUGCAUCAACCGGCCUGGCUCUUACAACUGCAGCUGCGAAGUGGGGUACUCCGGAGACGGUGUCCUUCGCUGCACAGACGUCAACGAGUGUCUGGUGGACAACGGGGGCUGUAGGAACCUGGCGACCUGUGUCAACGCCCAGGGCUCCUUCUCUUGUCUCUGCUCCAACGGCUUCACCCUUGUCAACAAGACUCUGUGUCAGGACGUCGACGAGUGUGAGGAGAACAGCGUUGCAUGCAGUGCUAACGAGUGGUGUCUCAACACUGCAGGGUCUUACGAGUGCCGGUGCCUGGCCGGGUUCUACCGCCCGGGUAGCCAGGUGGGCUGCGCCGACGUGGACGAGUGCAGGAACAAGCCGUGCCACGCCAACGCCACCUGCCUCAACGCAGAGGGCUCCUAUGAUUGCACCUGCAACGGCGGUUUCUCAGGGAACGGCACACAUUGUAAGGACGUAAACGAGUGUCUGGCGGAGGGCAGGUGCCACCAGCGGGCGCUGUGCAUCAAUGCAGAAGGGGGUUUCUCCUGUGUCUGUCAGCAAGGGUUCGUGGGCGACGGCUUCUACUGUGAGGACAUGAAUGAAUGCCUCUUCAACGCCACCUGUCCACCCAUCUCCACCUGCAUCAACUCCCCCGGGGCCUACGUCUGCUCGUGUCUGAACGGCAGCGUGGCAAUCGACAGCCUCUGUUUGCUACCCAGUUCCCAGUGCGACCCCGCCUGCCAUCCGCAUGGCCUGUGUCACUCUUCGCCGUCCGGCUACCAGUGUGUCUGUGAUCUUGGGUACAUGGGCGAUGGUCUGACUUGCUCGGACAUAGAUGAGUGCCAGUUGGAAAAUGUCUGUCCCCGAAAUGAGACGGAAUGUGUAAAUAUCCCAGGAUCCUUUGCCUGUAUCUGCAGGGCUGGAUUUAUACUGAACGAGACAAAUUGUGUUGACGUGAACGAGUGUGAGUCCCCGGUUCGUCGCUGUAGUGAAUUUUCCAGUUGUGAGAACACCAUUGGAAGCCAUCUGUGCCGCUGCCUCAGUGGCUUCGCCGGCGACGGAAUCACCUGCUUGGACGUGGAUGAGUGCCAAGGGGACAGCGGGGGCUGCCAUCCCGCCGCCAGCUGCGCUAACACACCUGGUUCCUUCCGCUGCACCUGCCAGCCCGGCACCGAAGGCUCUGGCUUUGAGUGCCGCGAUGUGGACGAGUGCUCCCAGAAUGCCACGCUGCCCCACAACUGCAGUGUCCACGGCGUCUGCGGCAACACGGACGGGUCCUACCGCUGCUGGUGCCAAGAUGGUUACCACGGAGACGGCUUCGACUGUGUAGACACGGAUGAAUGCCGGUCUGGUGUUAGUGUGUGCGACAGUAACAUGACUUGCCACAACACCCUGGGUUCCUACAUGUGCACCUGUGUCCUGGGGCUGGCGUACGAGCAGGGCACGUGUGUGAGCCUCAACGAAUGUCUGAACGCCAGCCGAUCAUGCCACCUGAACGCCAGGUGCUACGCUGACCACAGCUCCUUCUACUGCCGCUGCCACGAAGGCUACUUUGGCGACGGGACCGACUGUCGGGACGUGGACGAGUGUGACAAGGGAUUGGCUGAGAGCCCAUGGGACGCCUGUCCACCGUCUUCCUCCUGCAUCAACAGCAACGGCUCCUACGUCUGCGAGUGCUGGGACGGCUUCCGCAGAGCUGGAAAGCUUUGUCAGGAUAUGGACGAGUGUGCCAGUGGCAACUUCAGUUGCCCAUACAACAGCACCUGCCAUAACGUGGAUGGGGGAUACCACUGCCCCUGUGUGCCAGGCUUCUCCCUCGUCAACGACUCUCUGUGUUUGGACGUGGACGAGUGCUCUCUCGGCCUGGACGACUGCCCCCAUGUGUCCGACUGCUUCAACACUGUGGGGUCUUUUUUCUGCGAUUGCUGGCCUGGUUACCAUGGGAAUGGCACGGGCGCAUGGUGCGUGGAUAUCGACGAGUGCCUGGGCAACUCCACUUGCCCCGAGCACAGCACGUGCAACAACACAGAUGGGGACUUCCUGUGCACCUGUGACUCUGGAUUCUCAGCCAUCAACCACCUGUGCGUGGAUGUCGAUGAAUGCAACACGACGGAGCAGGCUCAGCCCUGUGCCAAUGGUGUGUGCAUGAACACCCUCGGCUCAUACUACUGCGAAUGCACAAAAGGCUACUGGAGCAACGAGACAGAGUGUGUGGAUGUGGAUGAAUGUUCAGAUCUCCUCGACCCCUCCGUAGACUGCCAGCCCUUUGCCACGUGCGUCAACGCCCCCGGGUCCUACGCCUGCCUUUGUGAUGAAGGGUUCACUCUCAUCUUGACCAAUAGCACCAGCUGGAUCAAUAGCACCAUAAGGACCAAUGAGACCAUCUUGAUCAAUUUAACCCCCUCAACCAAGGGCUCCACCUUGACCAGUGAGACCCACUGGACCCCCCGGACUGAGUGUCAGGAUAUCAACGAGUGUGCGGGCGACCCCUGCCCUCAGUACGCCACGUGUCAGAACGUUGAAGGGUCGUUUCUGUGUCUGUGCGAUGAAGGGUUCUUGCCGGACUCACUCUCGUAUCUGUCCUCUAACAGCUCUGAUAACGGGUCCACCGUGUUCAUGCUUCAUGGCUGUGAAGACAUAGAUGAGUGUGCCAACCACAGUGCCUGUCGUCCAGAUCAGGUGUGCUCCAACCUGCCCGGAGGGUACGUCUGCUCUUGCAGAGUGGGCUAUCGUGAGGAGAAGGGAGCUUGUGUUGAUGCUGAUGAAUGCGGAAGUGUGCAUCCAUGUCAUCCCUGGGCACGCUGCUGGAACACAGAAGGCUCCUUCUCGUGCCACUGCCUGCCGGGCCACAGGGGCAACGGUACCUGGUGUGAAGAUGUGGAUGAAUGUGUGGCCCUGAGCCGGCCGUGCCACCCUAUGGCCCGCUGCCGCAACACGCUGGGCUCCUUCUGGUGCCAGUGCGAACCAGGCUUCGCGGCUCUGGGGACGUUGUGCAUAGACCUGGACGAGUGCCUGCAGACGAACGGGCCGUGUCAACCCGGAGCGACCUGCUCCAACCUCGUCGGGGGGUUUGACUGCCAGUGCAAACGGGGCUGGGACCCCACAGUGGACAUGGUCAAUGGGAGGCGAGGGUGUCUCGAUCAGGACGAGUGCACAAGGCCCGCCGCCUGCUCUGGCACAGCUCUGUGCACCAACCUGCCGGGGUCUUUCCGGUGCUCGUGCCCCUCAAACGACACAGAGUGUGGACACAUGGCUCUGGAGGAGAGCGAGCUGUUCCCGUUUGGAUCUGAGGUUGGAGACGACCAUGUGGAGGUCAGCUCAGAAGACGGGAACUCCCCCUUCAUCACUCCCCCCCUGGGCCUUCCCUUCAUGGGAAAACUGUACAACAGGGUUUUUUUUUCAGACAACGGCCUUGUCCAGUUCCAGUCCGUCUCCCAGAAUGAACAGCGCCUGCUACCUGUCCCAUUUCCUGCGGGUUUCCGUGGCAACGAGGGCCUGGCCCUGUUGGCGGUGUUCUGGGACGAUGCUGACCUCACGCUCGGGCAGGGGCGGCUGCUCUACAAGGAAUACAGCUCGCUGGAUAUGUCGGACAUCUACUCUCAGAUCGUGUUUAACCGCACAGCGCGGGCCGUGACAGAGUUCGAGGGGCAGAGGGGCCGACCCUCCUUCACCCCCGCCUGGAUCCUCAAGAUCACCUGGGACAGCGUGAUGGCCAUCUCCUACCAGAAGGUCAACCUGUCAGAGACCAACACCUUCCAGUGCAUCCUGACCACGGACGGCGUGCGCACCUUCGCCCUCCUGCACUACGGCGCCAUGCGCUGGGGCCCCGGCCAGCGCAUCCACCAGGACGCGCUCAUCGGCUACACGGACGGAGGAACCCACUACCACAACCACGACCGCCCGGCCUCCGCCGCCGACCCCACCGCCGACCCCACCGCCGACCCCGCCUCCUCUAUCAACCCCACCGCCAUCGCCGCCUCCAUCACCGCCACUACCGGCCCGCCACCAGCAGGGCCUUACGAACCCGGCGGGCGGUACCGUCCCCAGCACACGGUGGGCCCCGGGGGUCGCCCGGGGCAGCUGCUGUGGGACCUGAGCGGCCCCGACCCAUUGGAGGAGGAGGCGGGGGAGGGGGCGGAGGGGGCGGAGGUGGACCAGCGGCUGCGCUGCCAGACCUGGGCCCAGAGCGAGCCCGCGCCGGCCGAGUGGGCGUCGGAGGUGCCGGCGUGCCCGUGCACGCGCGCCCAGGCCACGGAGGACUUGGCCUUCCUGCCCCAGACGGUCCGCCCCCGCCUGCCGCAGGUCCGGGCGCUGAGGGACCAGCGGUGGGGCAGCGGCAGCGGACACGUCUUCCUGUCGGCGCUCCCUAACCGCUGGGGCUCCGGGAAGACGUGUGUGUAUGACCCCCAAGGGGAGCUGCAGGGGGGCUACAGCGAGCGCUACUUCUCCGCGGAAGACACGCAGAGACACAUCGAUGAGGAUCUCUUGCCCUUCCAGUGGUGCUGCGUUGAGUCUCCUCUGUGCCAUCUUUACCUCACCAAGAGGCCCCUAGAUCGUUGCCAGGGUUACGGCUGGGUCAGCCCUGAACAGAGUACUCUGGCCAAGAAGUCAACACAGGGUGUUGCGAUGGUAUACGGCAGCCUGCAUUUCAUCACCUUUGAUGGGCUGCGUUACUCCUUCCGGGCCCUGGGGGUGUUUGUGCUGCUGAGGCUGUCCUCAGCGUUGGGUUCAAACAGGUUCACCCUGCAGGGGGAGAUGGGCAGGCUGCAGCAGAGCGGGGGAAGGCCCGCCGAGGCUCCGGUGUUGGUGAGGAUGGCCGCCUACCACCAGGGCAUUGGCAAGGUGGAGUGGAAGUGCGCAAACCAAGGAGACGGACUGGAGUUGUUAGUUGGUGGUGUGAGUGUUCCAGUCACCAUAGGCGUGGUCCACAGGAGCGCGUGGGGCUUCAUCGUGCGCUGCGUGUCUCUGAGCCGCUGCGCCGCCGUGUACGCCGGGGGUCUCCACGCCAGGGCCUGGCGCGUCGGCGGCGGCGGGGGGGGGGGGCUGUCAGCUGGGGGCAGUGGUGGAGGUGCCCCAGCACUUCUACAACCGCACCGUGGGCCUGCUGGGCCUCUGGAGCUCCACCCGCGCGGACGACCUGCUGAUGUCCAACGGCAGGGUCCUCCCUCAGGCCAUCCCCGAACCCCGGCCCGAGGACCACCUGCACACCUUCGGCAUGUCCUGGGAGGUCCCCAUCCCGGAGACCCUGCUGUCCUCCGCCCUACCCCCACUGGUGCCCCUCCACGCCCCGUCCCCCCAGGAGCUGCUGGCGGCCGUGAGCCCGGGGGACCUGGCCCAGCUCCAGAGGGCGUGCCACGGCAGCCCCGAGUGUGUCCACGACACCCUGGCCACGGGCAGCCCCGCCCUGGGCCUGCAGAGCCUGGAGGCCCAGGCCCGCUACCGCUACCUCACUGCGCUCUUCGGCAACAUGCCCCCAAUAGUAGUGGAGCCUAUGGUGAUCCGCGGCAAGGUCGACUCCAGGAUGGGCGUCCAGCUCCGCGCCAUCGACGCCAACCGAGACCCCAUCACCUUCUCCUUGCUCUCCCCUAGACCACGAAUGCCCUCCAUCAACAGCAGUGGGUACCUUACUUGGUUGCCGCAGGGCGCCGAGCCCGUGGAGCUGAGCGUGAAGGUCAGCGACCCGCUCAUCAGCUCCCUGUUCAGCCCGGUCCUCCAGGUGUGCAACUGCCUCAACGGGGG